Molecule: messenger RNA, 2429 nt
Organism: Anopheles merus
Lineage: Eukaryota; Metazoa; Arthropoda; Insecta; Diptera; Culicidae
Gene: Mon1
Product: vacuolar fusion protein MON1 homolog A
Exons: 5
Coding region: 169-1845 (558 amino acids)
Biological process (GO): protein targeting to vacuole; endosome to lysosome transport via multivesicular body sorting pathway
Source: RefSeq, a predicted model, not a curated record
GUUCACCGGGACGGGGUGGAGCGGAAGAAAAUGUAAAUCUAUCAAAUAAUCAGAUUGUUUUUCUUCGUGUUUUGGUUUCCCCGCCACGGACGUAAUUUGACGAUACUGCGGAUUUCGUGGUUGAAAAGUGAGACUUUUUUUUAAAUUAAAGGUACACCGAAGAUAAACAUGAGCGACCCCAGGCCAGACGGGGUGGAUCAGUGCGAGCCUGGAGUGUGCGAAGAAAGUUCCCUGAUAACGACGGAUUCGUUCGAAGAAUUUUCCCACGAAAUAAAUAGCCUACCGGCGGAAAGUGUGCAGGAAAAUCCCACCCACCUGCAGGAACUUGGUGAACGUACCGAUGCAGACGAGAAGGCGCGUGAGGACGAUCAGGAAAGUGUGUCCGAUCGUAGCAAUAUAGCGAGGGUGCAGAAUGACACGGUCACUAAUAACCCGGCUGACGGUGGGAUGAGCAAGUCGAGUUCGUUCAGUAGUGCCAAAAGCAGGGAAUUCGAUGCAUCUACUACUAGUCUUGCUGAAGCAACGGAACCCAGCAGUGGCGGAACCGUAGCGAUCGGCACUGAGUUAGAUUCGGGUGAUUAUCUGCACGAUACCGAAUUUCUAAACCGCAAGCGACACGUCUUCAUACUGAGCACGGCGGGCAAACCGAUCUACUCGAUGCACGGCAAUGAAGACAAAUUGGCCACCUUGUUCGGAGUGAUGCAGGCACUAGUUAGUUUUAUCCAAAGUGGCAACGAUACGAUCAAAUCGAUCCAUGCUGCCGGUGUAAAGUUUGUGUUUCUAGUUAAAUCACCCUUGAUUCUGGUGGCGGUUUCGCGGACAUCCCACAGCGUGCAACAAAUACAACUGCAGCUCACUGACGUGUAUAAUCAAAUUCUUUCCACCCUAACGCUUAGUCAUAUGAUCAAAACGUUCGAGAGGCGAAAAAAUUUCGAUCUUCGUCGGUUGUUGGCCGGUAGCGAACGGCUGAUCGACCAUUUGCUGGUCAGUGACAAGUGCGAUCGGAAGGUGGUGUCGAAUAAUCCGUUCAGCUUUAUGACGCACUCGGUGCGCAUCUUGCCGCUGCAGCCGUCCGUGCGAGAAACGGUUGUGUCCGCUAUACAGAGCAACUGCGGAAAGAUCAAGAACCUGGUGUUUGCAGUAUUAAUUGCCAACAAUAAGCUGAUCGCACUGGUUCGCAUGAAGAAGUAUUUCAUUCAUCCGGCUGAUUUGAGACUCAUAUUCAACCUGAUCGAGUGCUCGGAAAGCUUCAAAUCGGCCGAAAGCUGGACACCGCUAUGUCUUCCCAAGUUUGACUCGAGCGGAUUCCUGCACGCACACGUAUCGUACCUGGCCGAAGACUGUCAAGCCUGUUUGCUGCUGUUAUCGAUUGAACGGGACGUAUUCUAUACCCUGUCGGAGGCAAAGCGAAAGAUUACUGAGAAACUACGCAGAAGCAAUUGCUUGGAAGCAAUCAACGAUGCAAUCAACAACAAAGGCAUCAAGCUGUUGAACAUUGGCAUUCCAGAGAUAAGACACUUUCUGUACAAAAGCAAGUCGAACGCUCAGCUGCUCUGCUCGGAGCUGACCGUACCGUACUCGAGCGGGGAACAGUUUAAGCGUCUGGAAGGGAUGUACUUUCGGCUACAUCAUCGCAUUCACAACUCUGGCCGCCCCGUCAAGUUGAUCUAUCAGAUGAAGGAAAAGGAAGUGCUGCUUGCUUGGGUGACGCAGGCAUACGAGCUGUUUGUAACGUUUGAGCCGACGGUUGAGAAGAACGAAGUGAUAAGUCUUGUGAAUAAGCUGCUAAAAUGGAUCAAAAAGGAGGAAAACAGUUUAUUUAUCCUUUCUGCACCAACGUUCUAGGAGUCACUUUCUCUGUCGCCUUUGUUGCAGUUCUUUUCGUUCACACCAACAAGCUGGCCGGCAGAGCGAACGUCCUGCAUGCAGGAUUGAAUAUAUUUCCCAACUUGCUAAAAUCCCUUCAUUUUUUCCAACAUACCAUUCCGCCGUGAUAGUUGAUGUUUAGGUCACAUCCGAGCAGUGUGCAGCACUUGACGAAUGAAGUAGUAGAUCGGUAGUUGGGGUAUAGAAAGAGUAAAACAUACAAACGGUACGUGGAAGUGAAGGGCAAAGCGAAUGAUGAGAGCAAUUAUUAUGGAACGUAUUUUGUAUAUAUUUAUUUAUAAUAAUAAGCUACUACUGUGACAUCUUCGUUGCAAUCACUAUAGACUGGACGGACGGUGUGUUAAUAAGUUAUACCAACUAAUAUCGGUUCAUUGUGCCUACGACGAGGAACUGUUCGACGGUUGAGCUGAAGUUACUUAGGGAAAAUGACAUAACAAGUAAAACAAACAAACAAAAAUAUACUAACCCCAUAAACCAUCUCCCGUCUGUGUCCAGUGGUGUAGUCGGAGAUGAUUAAUACCAAAACGAAGGUUAAAACAAAC